Molecule: messenger RNA, 609 nt
Organism: Rhodamnia argentea
Lineage: Eukaryota; Viridiplantae; Streptophyta; Magnoliopsida; Myrtales; Myrtaceae
Product: protein TRACHEARY ELEMENT DIFFERENTIATION-RELATED 7-like
Exons: 2
Coding region: 50-439 (129 amino acids)
Source: RefSeq, a predicted model, not a curated record
CUUUAUAUAUAAACUCGAUUCACAGAGACGAGAGUUUAAGCAUCAACCCAUGGCUUCUCCGUUUCUCGGACCACCGUGCGUUCCUUACCCAUGUCCACCACCUCCGCCGCCGGUCUUGCAAUUCGUAUUUCCCGUGCCGCCGCCGCCAUCUCCAUCUCAUCAUAUGUCCCCGUGGCUGGUGGUCGUCCUUGUUUUGUUGGGCCUCCUUCUAUUUAUAGUAGCCUCGGCAGCCAUGAUCCUCUAUUGCUUGCGAGCCAAGAGACGGCGGGAGGCAGCAGCCGAUGAAGAAGUGAUGCGGCAAUCAACUGAUGUUCCCGGCGAGCUUCGGCGGUCUGAGCUAAGAUCAGCUCCCCCGCCAGAUCCAAGGCAAUCAGUCCGCGCCGAAACUAGGGGAUCCCUAAGGAAUCACAUACGCAUAGUGUUUGCGCUAAGAGAUUAGAUACGGUAGAGAUCGUGUCCGUUUCUUACUUCUCAGACAUGUGUAAGCAAUUGGAACUCAAUUUUACAAUGUGGUAAUAGAAUUUCUUCUUCUUUCAAAAUAUUCAUCGUGAAUGUACGAUCAAGAUCAUGAAGACUAGGGGGAAAUCUAGGACAAAGCAAUCUCGGGGG